Molecule: messenger RNA, 902 nt
Organism: Cladocopium goreaui
Lineage: Eukaryota; Dinophyceae; Suessiales; Symbiodiniaceae
Source: the annotation of a GenBank genome assembly
CCAUGGCCAUGGCCAAGCGCAGCCUCAUAUCCACCACAGGCUUCGCAAACUACGGAGGGGCAGAGCAUUUGCGGCGAAGUUCCUUCGUGACAGGAAAAUCGCUCGCGGCGUACCAGUUGCCACAGUCCCCAUUCUUUUGGAUGAACUCUCGUGGACUCAAACUGCACAUUAGAGUUAUCGUGCCGUCGAAGAUUUCUGAAACCACCGCUGUGGCGGUCAACGCUCAUGGUUUUAGCGUCCACUGGAAUCUUUCCAGAACAAUAGGCUGUCUUCAGACUUAUGCUGACGAAUCAGACUUGAUCGUGUUUGCCUAUGACCAAGAAGGGCAUGGUUACUCGGGUGGAGAGCGCGGUGUGAUCCACGAGUACACCCAUUUGGUGGACGAUCUUGUGGAGUUGGUUCAGUUGAUUUACACCGCCAAGGAGGCAUCCUCCGAGACCUACAACUUGUGCCCACCUGAGAUCCUGGCUGAUGUGCAGGGAAGAGAGCUUGCCAUUUGUGGGGACAGUUUGGGGGGUGGGAUCGCUCUGGCAGCUACCUUGCGCUUGCAAGCCUCCCCCAACCGUCCUGCGGUCCUGAUGCUGUUCGCUCCAUUCUUGCAGGCUCACGUGCCUUUCGGCGCUGGGAAGUCCUUUGUCAGUGUGGUGAAGAGCAUCCCGUCGCUCAGAAACAUGAACUUGCCGCAGAUGUUGGUGCCAGAAUUCAAAGGCGAGAUGCUGUUCACCCACGAGAUCGACGCGAAGAUUUUUGACAUGGACCGAUCGCACGGGGUUCGUUCCGCCUUGGGUUUUCCCAUGAAGUUGAAAGCUGCCACGGCGGCGUCCAUCACCACCAUGUGCGAUGCCUUGCCGAAGAUCAUGCCUCAACUGGAGAUACCUCUGAUCAUUUUUCAUGACCCUGAG